AAGCACGACAAGCCGCCAGAGCCAACCGCACCUUGCGGAGACCACCGACAACCAAACGUCAGCACUAGGCGCCAGAUCCAUCAACGGCCGCCGGAGCGCAGGCCACCAUGCCCUUCCGAGCACCAUGCCGGCAAGGAGCAGAGGAGCAAUGCCCGAGGCCAGGAACCACCAUGGUCCGGGCUGCAGCCAUACAUCAGGUGUGCCAACACGCCCCACGCGCGCCACCGCACAUCCGUCGGAGACCAAAACCGAAGCGCCGCCACGCCAACAGAAAGCAGUGAGAUCAAGACCGGCUGUAGCAGAAUCGCCACCACCCCCCACCACCUCCACAAGCACCGCCAUCCAUCUCUGCCCUAAGUCGGACGACCAUGGGCCGAUCGAAUCAUCACAUCAGCACAUCCGCAGGUCAGCCUCGCCACAGCGCCAAAACACCACACCACCGCCACCACUUGCCGGAACGACCGCAGUCCCCCAACCACCACCCUCGCCGGCCGGAGACCCGCACGGUCCAGAUCUGGUUGCCCGAACAGCCGCCACAUGGAGCCAGGAGCACUCACGACCAUCAUGCGAGGAGGGGCGAUGCGGGAGCAGCCGGAAGGUGCCGCACCCAGGCACGGGCGCCGGCCAACGAGCCGAGUCGUCACCCGCACGCGCUGGCCCAGAUCGGGCCUGCACCAUUGCCACGCAGAUGCAUCCCACCCGCGCAGCCACAGCUCCACCUCGCGCCAUGGCCGACGCCCCGAGCCGCCCCCUCCCGCCAGAGGGGAAGCCGCCGCCACCGCCCGCCUCCGAGCGGCCAGAUCUAGCACGGCCCGUCGCCCUCCUCUGGCAACGAGAUGGCCGCGAGGAUCAGCAGUUAAAGCAGCAGUGGCAAGGCAGCAGCACAAGCAGAGCAGCGGCACAACGGCAGCAUCAGGCGCGGCAGCAAAAGCAGCAGUAUGGGCAGCCGAGCGAGCGGCGUGACGGGGGCACGCGGCCGGCGCAGCACGCCCAAGCGGACGCGGCCAGGGGAAUAGGGAAUGUCUUGGGCGCGCGGGCACGGCAGGGAGGAGCCCAAGUCGCGGGCUAGGCGCGGUGAGCGCGGCCAGAGGCAAGCGGGCACGCGGAGCUCCGGGCGAACUCAAGGGCGGCGGCUAUGGCACAAAUUCUAAGGGGGGAGAAAGGGAAUUGGACGAGGGCCUCAUUGCGGUUCUUGAUGACGUGCUCGGGAGGUCGAGGGAGCGCUGAGGGAGGAGAUCCGGGGCGGGGCAGCGGCGGCUGGACGCGGGGAAGACGCCCUAUGGCGAGCGCUCGGGGCGUUCUGGCUCGGGCUCUUCGGUGUAGAUGAAGGAGACGACCGCGGGCAGCCUCCUGGACUUGGUAGUUCAGCACGGGGAGGCACGUGGCCGCGGGAUCGACGCGGUGACGGCGACGCUGCGCUUGGUUGUGUGUGGGGAGAGGAAAAUGAGCGAGGGGUCGAGGAGGACUUGUAGGUCUCCGAGAAGCGGUAGAUGGCCGGCACGUGCGGCGGGGCCGUGGGAUGGCCGCCACGGUUGCCCUGCCUCCCACGGUAGCGUAAGGAAGGAGACGCUUGGGAGGUUGGGCUAGGCCUCUAGUUUCUUUUUCAUAGUGGGCCAAAAGUGCAUAGAGCAAUUUCAGUUUUACUUUUCUGUAAAAAAGGGAUAGCUACUGUUUUCUAUUUAAAUAAGCUUUCAAACCAUUUUUGUUGCACAUGGAAUUUGUACACAAUUACCAGAGAAUAAUUUGAGCUAGGACAAAAGUUUGGGGGCAAAUGGAGUUAAAUAAAUGAUUGUUUAUUUUGAAAAGGCCAAUUUAUUUGCUGCUGGAUCACUUAUAAUAUUUAUAGGGGCAUUUUAGUAAUCCAACCAGAGUUGAUUUCUCCAUGACAAUUACUUGGGGCUUAUUUGCAAAAUCAUAAACAUUUUUGUUUGCAUGAUAGAAGAAGUAAAUAUUUGACUUGUAUUUCAAAUGGAAUUUGGCUUUGAUUUUCAUCAAGGGGCAAUUUAGUUUGAAAAACAUGACGACAUGGCAUCAUUAAAGAGGAGAUCAGUGUAGCAUGAUUUUCGGGGUGUUACACCCGCGCACAAGUAAUGGGGUACAAAAAAGGGACCCCUUCUUUUGUACACCGACAGGAAGAUUAGUAAUCCUCAAGGUUCAAUGCAACAUGACUGUAACUAGGUACAUGACUCAAGCUAUGAAAUUCUGAAACUAGCUUUUUCUAAAACUAGUGACUUAGUUUCUUUACAUAGCCAGCACUAGGUACUUGCUGGCUAGAUCAACUACAGCUAACUGCCCAAUUCUAUCUCCAAUCUACCUGUUACCUCUUUGAAAACUACAACUGAACCUUCUUCCUCUUCUUGCCCAUCUUCCCCCAACCAAACUUCUUAUUCUAAUUUUUUCUCCGUCAAGAACCAUGAAGAACAGGAACUCUGGAGUAAAUUGCACACUGUAGAAUAGAAACAUGAAGAAGAUCAAGACCUACUACAUGUGUGCUCUAGCGCCGCUGCCGGUGCAGGGGAGAUGGAGGUGCCUGCCGGCACCGCCGGUACACUGUUGCCGCACCGCUACUGGAUUGGUGGAAGAUAUCGAGCCAGGUACCCCCUGGGUCUUAUCUGGUUGGGGCCCUUUUUCCUUUUCUUCUUUUCCUUAAGUAUUUCGGCUCAGCAAUAGACAAGUGGGGCCAUCCACUGAGAACACUUUCCCCAACUAAGGCAGAAAUACAUUUUGCUUCUUCCCCACUCCAUUCGCUGUCACGCUCCCGAGAUCUGCUCUUGACAGGAAAAUCCCCAACCAUCAUUUGAUCAGCUCCAAACUAAAGGUUCCAUCCCUUCCCCCUUCCAAUCUGCCUAGGUUGUACUGCCCUCUUACAUGUUUAUCUCGUAGUUCCCUUCAAUUCUGUGUACAAGAAACACCUAUUUAGAUGGUGCUACUUUUCGCUAAUUCCUGGAAGUACAUGUUUAGAUCAUGGGAGAUGCUUUUAUUACUACUAGUGCUAUAACAAGUCCUUUUAGAAGUUUUGAUGAGUUGUUGGUUCUUACUAGUACCAUGAACUUAUGUCUCUGUCGGGAUAACUGAAAAAACAAAAAGAAAUCACAAAGAAAUGAGUGUAACUAAGAAAAGAUUUAUUUAAAGAAAAUUUUAGAACAAUUAUUUUAUUAUAUGUACAUUAAACAUUGGCAUCUCCUUCUCAAUCAUGUUCUAAAGUCAAUUUGAAGAAAUGUGUGCACAUCAGAAAAUAUGAAACUUGUCAAACUAAGCAUUUGACAUGUCAGUAUUGGAAUGAUUCGAUAUUGCACUUCUUCUCUGUGUGUUUCAUAGCGCCAACAGGUUUUGAACUGAACCUAAAUUGUUGGUUGGCCGAAAUGAGCAGAACAAGCUGAACUCAAUGAACAUUGGAUCCCUCGUAGCAUCCCCCGUUUUUUAUCCACUGGGUGCGAACGUCCGUUCAUGCUGGCCCUUCCAGGCAGUACGUACAUUGUUCAUCAAUUUUUCUCUCUCAUCGGUUACUUCAUGAUUUGAGGGUAGAGGCAAUGCAGAACAAACUAGGGUUAUUUUGAUACAGGUUAAUUUAUUUAUUUUCUUUAUAACAGAAAUGCAAGUCGAAUACCCACUAGUGCCAUGUAUUAGGAUGUUUGCUGACCAUAGUGGGAGUCUUGGUUCCGUGGCAAACCAACUGUCAUGUUCUUGAUUUUGGACUUACCUUCUUUUAAUUUACUUAAUUAUGCAUUCAUUACAACAAGUAAUAAUAAUGUUGUAUUCAUUGUAGAUGGAACAACGAUGUACAAAGAAAAGAGAAGCAAAGCAAAUUGUACAUGCAGGAAAAAGAACCAAGGUAAUAAACAUAUGCUCUGAACUAUUCUCUUCAAACUAAAAAAAUCCUCUAAUGUGCGGUGUUUUCUUAAAAAAAAUCAUGCAGUGCAAUCAAUUUCAGCAUGUUGAAUCAUUUCUAAAUAGCUUGCAUCUGAAAUAUCUGACAAUCGCAAACAAUGUAUCGCUGGAAUGGGUUUCCAGUCAUUCCUGGAAAUAAAUAGCAUGUCCAAUAUUGACUCUAUUUACCUGUGGCUUGCAAACCAUUUCAUACUCUAUUGAACUACCAAAUGGCUUCAAAUUCCCAAUUACACCUACAACUAUUCGCAUUUUUUUGGCAUACCGAUUGGUUGAGUUCCUGUCAUCACAAAACCAUCGAAAGUAACCUAUGAGUUCAUCCAACACGAGUUAGGGACAACUGCACCAACAGUUGAGUACCUAUUCUCAAUUAUAAAUGAUGACCUUCCUGAAGAUAAAUUGUGCAGAAUCUUCAUUCUUAUACUACUAUCAUUGUUUGUUGCCCCUAAUUCAAGUGGAGUUGCUAGCAAGUUUGUGUACAUAGCAAUAGUUCACAUUGAAAGAAUUUCACAAUAUGAUUGGUGUUUGCUAUGCCUGGGCUACAUGCUUUAUUCAAUAAAAAAGCAAGAGUGAAAAACACAAGUAGCAAAGAGUUCAUUCCUGGAGGAAGCAAGUUACUUAUGGUGGUAAGACUAUUUCCCACGACAAAACUUAUUUAAUAUUUCUUUUUAUAUAUACCAUACCAAAAAAGAUUGUUGCCCCAAAUUGACAUUUCUCAUUUUUAUUCCGUCUGCAUUUUUCUUUUCAGUGCCAGAUAUCCUACUUUGAGUUCCUCAUAAUAACUAGAUUCAAGUUGCCAACCAUUGAACCAAGACUCCCACUAUGGUCAACAAACAUGCUAAAUUCAUACGUGGCACUCAAUGUGCUCCAUGGCAAAAGCAAUGAAUAUAGUAGACUACUGAUAAAGCACAUCUCCUAUACUAUAUUCAGUGAUUCAGCUUUCGUUGAACUACCUGAAGAAAUGUUAAGAGUAUAUUGAUUCCAAAUUCACAUAUAUCGGUCUAACACAAGAAGUUCUCUUGCUGCUUUUGGUAUUUUUGGAAUAAGGACAACUAUUUCUCUUACUGACAUUGUCAUUUUGAGUCUCUUUAACAUGAUAUACUUUGUCAUUAACAGGAUAAGAUCAUUCUUCAAAUGAAAGCUCAAGAAUUCUACAGAAAUAUCAUUUGGAACUCAACACCUACCUUGAAGACCUAUGUCGAUGAUAUGCAUUCUUCAUUUCUGAAGAUCGGGACGUCUUCCAGCAACCCAAAUCUCCAAUUCAAAUCAGCUAUUUCAAAAAACACAUUCAAAGUUCCUAGGACUAAACAAUUGUUGGCUAUACAAUCACCUCCAAAUUGUCCAAUGCUACAUGUUCCAACAAUCAUUGAUGAAGAUAAACGAGUAACCAUAGAUGAAAUUUUUCAAGAAUUGGUCAAUGAUUUCCCUCGGUCUAUCAUAUAUAUAUAUAUAUAUAUUUCCCUAAUAAUAAACCAGCGAUUGUUUCUGGUCGUCCGUCAUUGGGCUUUUUUGCAAAAAAAGUCCCCCCGUUCUGAUAAAUUGACCUGCAGUCCUACUUAAAAUGUGGAUAACGUUUCGUUUUUUUUGCAAAAAAAACCCUGCCACCCCAGCCCGUACGAGAACACGAGGGCCGCGCCCCAUCCCUCCACCGCCGCGCCCCCGUCCCUCUGCUCGCCGCCGCGCCACCGUCCCUCUGCUCGCCGCCACGCGCCCCGUCCCUCCGACGCCGCGCCCCCGUCAAUCCUCUCCUUGGUGCCCGUCCUCGCUCCGCCGUCGCCGAAUCUGGACGAGAUCGCGAGAAUCCGCCGCAUCUCGCGCAGCUGCUCGUCGGCCAUGCGGGGAGGAUGAACGAGCUGCUCGUCGGACAUGCAGGGAGCACGGACGAGCUGCUCAUCGGCGUCCGUCCCACAGCCCCGCUGAAGACGGCGCCCAGCCCCCUCGACGGCGCACUCCUCCUACUUGCCGCCCGGGUGCAAACAGCGACAGCGAGUAGGCGGCAAGUAUACUGCACCGAGAAACGAUACAGGGGCAUGAAGCAAGCGAGCAGGUGUGCGCGGCGACCUGCUACUGCACUAAUAGUAGCCUUGACGGAGCACCGAGGCCGGCUCGACAGGGCAUGCCGCCCGCCGGUAGACGCUUGAUUGUGUGAGUCGGAGAUGAACCCCGCGUCGUCGCCUCUGCAGCCUGGACAGAGCUCCGCCGGUGCUGGAGAUGAAGCCUGCGUUUGUGAUGGUGAUGACGCUCUCUAUCUACUUUCUCCACUGGCUAUAAGGGAGUAAAGAUCACAUCGUGGAUGUGUUUUUCUUCAGAGAUGUGGCCCUGUCGUUGUUGGUUGUCGAAUUUGCGAUGUAAUCCGUCCCUAUACUCUCUCGCACAUGCGCAGAACAGAGCAGCGGCUGCAAUUUACCCGUUGAUUUCUUGGAGUGAUUCAAACCUAGGAAGCCUGCUACUUGUGCAAGCAACAGGGUAACAAGUUUCAGUUUUCUUACUGAUGCACCUCAAUUUGCAAGGUUAGAACAAUGUCAGUUUACUUUAUGUUGGUUUUCUAAUUUCAACAUAUUCCCUCAAGCAAAUCUAAUUAUCUAGAUAGUACGGAAAGCAGGCAAAUUACGUAACUAUUUGGGUGUACUCAUGCUCUGCUAUGUCAGAUUGAGGAGAAAGAAUUUUUUUAUUCACCAUCCUAUUUUUUAUCUAUAAUGAUGAUCACUUUUUCCAUCUUGUGAUCUUCUUUGCUCCAGUUGUGCGAAUACUUUGUUUGCACUUUAGUGGGACUGAAAUUUUCCUGCUACCAUGUGUCAUGGUAGUAGGCUGCUGCGGCAAAAAACUGGUAAGCCCCCUAACGGAAGAAAAUUGAAAAAAGUCUCAUCCUGCUUACCAUGUUUUAUCUUAAAAUUUUGGCUUGAAUUUUUUUUCUGUAUAACCUACAUCUCUGCAUGGUUACUUUCUCCACACAUGCUUUAGCUGCAGCAUUGGUCAAGUGGCUUGAACACAACUCACAUGAGUCAUCGCCAAAUGGCCCUUUUCUGAAAUUCAUUCUCUUAUGCACUGAGAGAGGAGUUACUCCAUGACAGUAUGUAUACAUACAGAUGCAAGCAAUGGAGAAACUCAUGCAGAUGAUGACUGAACAAUUUUUCAUGAAUUUUCCAACCUGAAUUGGUUACAGAGGUUGGGAAAAGAGGAGUCUAGGCUCUGAUGAACACAUGUUCUUUCGCAGGUGACUAACAGUUGGCACCUCCAUCUUUACAUUACAUCAGGCCAGCGCUACAAAGCCCAUAAACCAAUUCAACUAGACCAGGACUAUGUUUAUUAGUCCUCCAGUGUUUAUUGGAAUGAGAUGACACAUGGUAUGCCAGCUAACAAGCAACUGAAGCAAGAAGAUUUUUGUAAUUUCUUGGAAAGAAUGAGCCCCUGAACCCAGGAUGGCGAAGGAUCCAAUAUGUCAGGACCAAUGAGGGAAUUGCAGAGCUUCAUAUUCAGUUUAUUUUAGGUGCUUGCCUACUUCAAGUGUCUAGAUUACAGGAAACAUGUUUCUUCAAGUGUCUACUUCAAGUAAGUUUCUUAUAGAAGUAGUCAGUUUGAUUCCUUCAAAAUAGUUGUUGCCUGAUAAUUUGUGUACGACUAAAUAGCAGUACCUCAAAUUUUGCUUCUGCUUCUUAAAACAGAGUAAUUCUGUAAAUCCUAACAGAACCCUAUCAGUCUGAACCAACUUCUUGUAAAUCUACAAUACAACAUAGCCUCAUCUGAUCGAACCAUUGGUUUCAGAUCA
Triticum aestivum (bread wheat) is the source of this 7651-nucleotide messenger RNA. RefSeq names its product formin-like protein 5. Bases 125 to 1069 code for a protein of 314 amino acids. The transcript has 4 exons. NCBI's taxonomy places the organism in Eukaryota, Viridiplantae, Streptophyta, Magnoliopsida, Poales, Poaceae. The record is from RefSeq and is a predicted model, not a curated record.